Messenger RNA from Pseudopipra pipra, 1544 nucleotides. It is a transcript of the gene ANKRD34A, whose product is annotated as ankyrin repeat domain 34A. NCBI's taxonomy places the organism in Eukaryota, Metazoa, Chordata, Aves, Passeriformes, Pipridae. Bases 150 to 1442 code for a protein of 430 amino acids. Gene Ontology annotation, molecular function: protein binding. The record is from RefSeq and is a predicted model, not a curated record. The transcript is spliced from 2 exons.
GCCGGGAUGGCGGCCACGGGCCGCUGUCCCCCACAUUCCCAUCCCCAGGGCUGCGGGGACCGGGACCCGGAGCGGAGGGACCCCACGCUCCGGUUGCCACGUGAGCGGGUGCCACCCCUGUCCCCGCGCCCCGGCCCGUGAGCCCGGCCAUGCCCAGCCCCGUGCGCCGCCCCCCCGGCGCCGCGCUGGCACCGGGGCUCGCCAUGAUCCCGGCGGAGGGCUCGGCGCUGCUGCGCGCCGUAUCCCAAGGGAAAUUCCGCCUGACCCGGCUGCUGCUGGAAGGGGGAGCCUACAUCAACGAGGGCAACGCCGCGGGCACGACGCCGCUGAUGGCCGCGUGCCGCGCCGGCUACGCCGACCCGCCGGAGCAGCCGCGCAUGGUGCGGUACCUUCUGGAAAACGGCGCCGAUCCCAACAUUCCCGACAAGGCCGGGAAGACGGCGCUGAUGCACGCCUGUGCCGAGCGCGCCGGCCCGGCCGUGGCCGCCGUCCUGCUGGCCCACGGCGCCGACCCCAGCGCCCGGGACUACGCCGGCGGCUCGGCGCUGGUUUACGCGCUGGAGCGCGGGGACCGGGAGACGCUGCAGGUGCUGCUGGACGCGUGCCGGGAGCGCGGCCGCGACGUCAUCAUCAUCACCUCGGCCACGUCGCCCCGCGGCACCAAGACCACCCGCCAGUACCUGAACUCGCCGCCGUCGCCCGCGCUCUGCGCCUCCCCCUCCCAGGUGGAGGUGCGGGCGGCGUCGGCGGCGUCGCCGGGCGCGGGCGGGAGGGAUGAGGAGCGGGAUGUGUUCCGCUUCCCGCCGGCGGCUCCGGCUGCCGCUCCGGAACCAUCGCGGGCCGGGCCCAAGAGGCAGCUGAAGAGGCUCAAUUCGGAGCCCUGGGGGCUGGCGGUGCCGGGGGUGGAGGGGACGACACGGGGAAGCCUGGAAGGGACGUGGGGGUCCUUGGAGGGGACGCGGGGCCCUUCGGAAGGGUCAUGGGGUUCCCCAGAGGGGCCACGAGGAGCCCCGGAAGGGAUGUGGGCCGCCCUGGAGCGGCCGGCGGGGGGGCUGGAGGGGCUGGGGCUGCGCCCGCGCCGGCACAGCAUGGAGGGGCGCGAGGCCUCGGGGCUGCCGGGGCCCACCUGGGCCGAGCGGGUGCCCCCCGUGGCCCCCCCAGCGCGUCGGCCCCAGGCCCCCGACGCUCCGCGGGGCAAACCCCUGUGCCGGGACCCCCUCGACCCCGAGGCGGCUCCCCCCGGGCCACUCCGGCGCCCGGGCGGGCUGUUGGAGCGCCGCGGCUCCGGAACGCUGUCCCUGGAGCCCCCCGGGUCGGGCAGGGCCGGGCUGCUGCCCCCGCUGCCCCCUGGGCCCCCCCGGGCCCUACUGCGCCGCCGCCAUUCCAUGCAGCCGGAGCUCGUCGCCUUCCGCAGCGCCCUGGGCCCCGAGCCCGGCUCUUAGAGACCCCCAGGGACCCCCCUCAGUGUCCUCUGGGACCCCCCCCGGGCCCCCUUCACUCUGAACCCACCCAGGGCUCGUGGCCCCUCCAUCACCGUCGGCACA